Doryrhamphus excisus (bluestripe pipefish) is the source of this 1508-nucleotide messenger RNA. It is a transcript of the gene mmadhca, whose product is annotated as metabolism of cobalamin associated Da. The record is from RefSeq and is a predicted model, not a curated record. Lineage: Eukaryota; Metazoa; Chordata; Actinopteri; Syngnathiformes; Syngnathidae. Gene Ontology annotation, biological process: cobalamin metabolic process. Gene Ontology annotation, cellular component: mitochondrion.
GGCGUGGCUCAAACAGCGCAUGCGCGGGUGUCCCUAUUGGCUUACCGUAGUUGUUAUGCGAAAAGUGGAUGACGUACAAUUUGACAGGUCAUUGGCUUUAAAGAAGAAGCUAAAGGUGGACUGCCAGUGAUGCCCAGCACAGUGUUGUGUAGUGGAGGCCGGCUUGUCCGUUCCCGGCAGAUGUUAGCUGCCCUGAAGGUCUGCAGCGUCAGAACCUUCUCUACUGCAAACCCAGAUGAACCUUAUAUAGCUGUAUCACACGCAGACUCGGGCCCCAGGACCGUGUGGCCUGAUGAGAACAUGGGACCUUUUGGCCCUCAGGACCAACGCUUCCAGUUGCCGGGUAAUGUUGGCUUUGACAGCCACCUGGAGGGCGUGGAAGAAAAGAGGAAAACUAUCGGGGACCGCGUGGUUCCGGAUGUACUGACGGCGCCAUGCAGUGCAGAGAGACACCAGUUCAUACUGGCCCAGUUUGUCAAUGAGUUCCAGGGGAAACUGGGUCCCUUAUCUAAGCGGGUUCACAAAGCUGAACAGUAUUUUAAUCAAACGGACACGGAUUGUUCCAUCAAUUCCUGCCCGGAACUGUUAAGAAAAGACCUGGAGCUGUUGUUCCCGACGGCGCCCAACACGUCCAUCACCGUUGUAACAGUCUCGCAGAGAAGUGGUCGGCUGGAGGAGACGCAGCCAGACAAAGAGCAGCUGCUCAGCAGAUUUGUGAGCGGCGCAAAGGAGAUGUGUUUUGCCCUCUGGACCGCAGGCUACUGGGCCGACUUUAUUGACCCGGCAACAGGAGAAGCUUUCUUUGCGUCCCCAGUAAGUCCAAGUGCAAGACAAACGGGAGAAGAGGAGCCACGGCAUUCCGGAUUCCGUAUCGAGAUGUCGGGCACCUGCACGGUUAUCCGCCACAUUCUGAGAGGAACGCCUCUGUUUGUGGGGACUGUUUUCACCAACGCACCAACACACAGCGCCAUCAUCACGCGACUACAAGGACUUUCACCAGAAUUGGACGACGAGGUGGAAUAGCGGCAUUUUGGGUCCUCCCAUGUCAAUCCAGUCUCGGCCACAAAGCGUGUGUAUGUAUGUAUGUAUGUGUGUGUGUGUGUGUGGUUUGUUUUUGUGUAUCUAAAGUAAGCGUACCACACUGCAGCAACCUAGUAAAAGGAAGUGGACUGGACUGAACCAUGUCAGCACCCUCCCAAGUGCUGACCCUGGACAUGCGGCAACGCCCCGCAUCCGCACACCUGUACUGUGACAGUUAGCCUUUGAGCGGUCCUCACCAGAGGAUGUCUUAGCAGGUUCCAAUUCAUCACAUGGAACCUGCACUCAGGCAGCUCCAAUUGUUAGCAGUUUUAAAUAAUAUGAUCUCACUAAGUCAUCAUGGAUUCAGCUGCUGAACCAAUAAAGUGACUUCCUGUCAGGCUGCACUGAAAAAAAAAAACAUCUUCUGUAAUUUUGAUUUCUCACAAGAAGCCAGAAUAGCUACUUCUGAGUUAAAGUCCUGUGUCAGA